AUGAAGGUCACAGACGGAGAGGAGUCAUCUUCCAAGCCUGGAGAAGUAGCACAAGUGCAGAAGAUGAUCCAGGAGCGACUGCAGAAGGUUAGGGAGAUCAAAUACUCAGUAGAGCUCAGCCAGAGAGAUGCAGAGAGAGAGAUAGCAGAAAGUGUGGAGAUCUUCACUGCUCUGGUGCGCUCCAUUGAGAGAAGUCAGGCAGAGCUCAUUGAAGUGGUUGAGGAGAAGCAGAAAGCAGCUGAGAGGCGGGCUGAAGGGCUCAUUGAAGUGGUUGAGGAGGAAAUCACUGAGCUGCUGAGGAGAGGCACUGAGCUGGACCACCUCCACCUCCUCCAGAACUCCCCAUCCCCGAUCAAGUACUGGUCUGAGAUCAGUGUUCCCAGGGAUCUGCAUGUAGGAACUGUGAGGAGAGCUCUGUCUCAGCUGGAGGAGACACUUCUGAAAGAGAUGGAGAAGUUGUGUAAUGCUGAGCUGAGGAGUUUACGACAGUGGUCAGUGGAUGUGACUCUGGAUCUUGAAACAGAACACCCCAAGCUCAUUGUGUCGGAGAACAGGAAGCAAGUGAGCUUUCAAGGCACACAGCGGAAUAUCCCUGACAACCCAAAGAGGUUUGAUCAACGUCUAGCUGUCCUGGGAAAGGAAGGCUUCUCCUCAGGGAGAUUCUACUUUGAAGUUCAGGUUAGGGGGAAAAUUCAAUGGGAGUUAGGUGUGGCCAGAGAGUCCAUCAUCAGGAAGGGCCCAACAGCUGAAAGCCCAGAUGGUGGACUCUGGGCUCUGUAUAUGACGGGUGAGAAUAAGUAUGGUAAGGUCGGGGUGUUUGUGGAUUACGAGAAGGGUCAGAUCUCCUUUUAUGAUGUAGAAAACAGGUCUCAUAUCUACUCUUGCACUGGUUGUACCUUCACUGAGAAACUAUAUCCAUACUUGAACCCCUGUAAUAAUUCAGAGGGUCCAAACACAGCCCCAUUGGUCAUCUUGCCUGUCAAUCACACUGACUGA
This is a messenger RNA of Coregonus clupeaformis (lake whitefish), 996 nucleotides long. RefSeq names its product E3 ubiquitin-protein ligase TRIM21-like. Lineage: Eukaryota; Metazoa; Chordata; Actinopteri; Salmoniformes; Salmonidae. The transcript has a single exon. The record is from RefSeq and is a predicted model, not a curated record. Bases 1 to 996 code for a protein of 331 amino acids. Gene Ontology annotation, molecular function: protein binding.